AUGUGCACCAGUCUCAUGUGUACCAGUCCUCAUGUGUACCAGUCUCAUGUGUACCAGUCCUCAUGUGCACCAGUCCUCAUGUGCACCAGUCCUCAUGUGCACCAGUCCUCAUGUGUACCAGACCUCAUGUGUCCAGUCGAUGUGAUGCACCAGUACUCAUGUUUACCGGUCCCCAUGUGUACCAGUCCUCAUGUGUACCAGUCGAUGUGUGCACCAGUACUCAUGUUUACCGGUCCACAUAUUAUGCCAGUCUCAUGUGUACCAGUCGACGUGAGCACCAGUACCAUGUUUACCGGUCCCCAUGUGUCCAGUCCCCAUGUGUACCAGUCCCCAUGUGUACCAGUCUCAUGUGUACCAGUCCUCAUGUGUACCAGUCCUCCAUGUGUACCAGUCCUCAUGUGUACCAGUCCUCAUGUGUGCCAGUCUCAUGUGUACCAGUCCCACGUGUACCAGUCCUCUGUGUACCAGUCGACGUGUGCACUAGUACUCAUGUUUACUGGUCCCCUAUUGUACCAGUCCUCAUAUGUACCAGUCCUCAUGUGUACCAGUCUUCAUGUGUACCAUACUCAUGUACCAGUCCCCAUUGUGUACCACUCCUCAUGUGUAUCAGUCCCCAUGUGUACCAGUCCUCAUGUGUACCAGUCCUCAUGUGUACCAGUCGAUGUGUGCAACAGUACUCAUGUUACCGGUUCAUGUGUACCAUUCCUCAUGUGUACCAGUCUUCAUGUGUACCAGUCGACGUGUGCACCAGUACUCAUGUUUACCGGUCCCCAUGUGUACCAGUCCUCAUGUGUACCAGUCGUGUGUGUGCACCAGUACUCAUGUUUACCGGUCCCCAUGUACCAGUCUCAUGUACCAGUCCCCAUGUGUACCAGUCCUCAUGUGUACCAGUCCUCAUGUGUACCAGUCGACGUGUGCAGUACUCAUGUUUACCGGUCCCCAUGUGUACCAGUUCUCAUGUGUACCAGUCCUCAUGUGUACCAGUCCUCAUGUGCCAGUCGACGUGUGCACCAGUACUCAUGUUUACCGGUCCCCAUGUGUACCAGUCCUCAUGUGUACCAGUCUCAUAUUGUACCAGUCGACGUGUGCACCAGUACUCAUGUUUACCGGUCCCCAUGUGUACCAGUCCUCAUGUGUACCAGUCCUCAUGUGUACCAGACCUCAUGUGUACCAGUCGACGUGUGCACCAGUACUCAUGUUUACCGGUCCCCAUGUGUACCAGUCCUCACGUGUACCAGUCGACGUGAGCAACAGUACUCAUGUUUAAAGGUCCCCAUGUGUACCAGUCCCCAUGUGUAA
Molecule: messenger RNA, 1299 nt
Organism: Homarus americanus (American lobster)
Lineage: Eukaryota; Metazoa; Arthropoda; Malacostraca; Decapoda; Nephropidae
Product: keratin-associated protein 10-11-like
Exons: 1
Coding region: 1-1299 (432 amino acids)
Source: RefSeq, a predicted model, not a curated record